Messenger RNA from Macrobrachium nipponense, 718 nucleotides. RefSeq lists its product as uncharacterized. The transcript is spliced from 3 exons. The record is from RefSeq and is a predicted model, not a curated record. The coding region runs from base 320 to 637 and encodes 105 amino acids. Lineage: Eukaryota; Metazoa; Arthropoda; Malacostraca; Decapoda; Palaemonidae.
GCCUUGAUAGCUGCCUUAUAAAAACGGUUGAAUACAUUCGCGACUGCGUCAUUAGAGCAAAACAAAGCACCUGAAGCAACAUGCCAUCGCAGCUGAUUGUCAUAACUUUAAUCAGUUUUGUGGGAAUUUUUCCUGCAGAAGUGAGUUAAGAUUAUGGUGUUUGCUGUGUGAGUCACUGUGCUGAUUUUCUUGCCCACACGGCGUCAGGUGCGAGGUGCCCUUUGAAGAUGUGGGCAACCGUUGCCUCUUCAUCGAUGUCCACACCGGGGGCACCUGGCAAGAGGUGGAGAAUUUCUGCAAAGAGCAAUUAAAAGGAAAGAUGUUCAACUUGGAUUCAUUAUCAAUCUACUCCUACAUUCUCGAUUACCUCAAAGUGAAAGGUCUAUCAAAAUACAGCUUCUGGACUGACGGGAGCGACCAGGUCAUCGAAGGUCACUUCUUCCACACGAAUACAGGCAACCCCGUGGAAAUGGGAACGCCCUUCUGGGCCUACGAUUGCACCUCCCAGCAGGAGUGCCAACAAGAGCCCCUCGGAGGAGAGCAAGAGAACUGCGUGGAAUUGGGCGGGAAUCGUUUCCAUUACCUCAACGAUGUUUCUUGCAACGCUUAUAAUUAUGUCAUUUGUCAGGAUUAUUAGAUUCUCAUGGAUGACGAUUCUUUACAUUUUGUCUUGUUUUCUUAUCGUAAAUAAAUUGACUUCUGUAUCAGAUGAAAAUCA